AUGGACUCACACGAAAUUGACAAAUUGGGCGAGGAAAUCUAUGACAACUACAAGCCCUUAUUCGACUCAGAUGACUUGUGUCUUUUAUCGACAAUGAGAUACGAUCCUUCACUCUCCGAAACCGAACCCACAUCUGCUUCUUCGCUAAACAAAUCCAACUUUUUCCUUUUUGAUGAACAUUAUCACCGAUUGAAGUUCACGGUAGACUACUUCAAAAGACAAAAAAACACAAACUUGACGUUUAAUUUGUCUGACACCGAUUUUCUUCGAAAAAUCAUUUACACAAUUGAAUCAUCCGGAACCAAUCUUCACGCAGCUUUGAAAAUACGUAUACUUCUCAGUAUGAUUGGAAAGUUGAAAAUCGAGCUCCACGAGACUCCAGAGAGGAAAAACUUAUUAGACGGAAUACUUGACCCCGCUAAUAGUCCGUUAUGGGAUGUAUAUAAGGACCCCGAAUUUACAGUGUCUUCACCGUUGACAUCGUUCAAAACUACAAGCCGAGACCAUUAUACCCAAGCCAGAAGCCGAUGCUUGCCCCUGUUAAGACCUGGAUGUGAAGAGGUUUUAUUGCAAAAUCCACAGGGUAAUGCUACCGAAGGGUCAAUUACUAAUUUUGCAAUACGCAAAAACGACACUUGGAUUACACCACCAUUGAGCACUGGAUGCUUGUGUGGAGUAAUGAGACACUUUUUGUUGCGUAAAGGCUACUUGGAAGAAGCAGUGAUCCCCAUGGCGAGCAUUUCUACGGGAGACGAACUUUUAUUGUUCAAUGGCAUCAUGGGAGUCAUUAGAGCCAAAGUCAAGUAG
Messenger RNA from Meyerozyma guilliermondii ATCC 6260, 807 nucleotides. RefSeq names its product aminodeoxychorismate lyase. Gene Ontology annotation, biological process: carboxylic acid metabolic process. Gene Ontology annotation, molecular function: catalytic activity. Bases 1 to 807 code for a protein of 268 amino acids. NCBI's taxonomy places the organism in Eukaryota, Fungi, Ascomycota, Pichiomycetes, Serinales, Debaryomycetaceae. The record is from RefSeq and is a predicted model, not a curated record. The transcript has a single exon.